Molecule: messenger RNA, 8651 nt
Organism: Anneissia japonica
Lineage: Eukaryota; Metazoa; Echinodermata; Crinoidea; Comatulida; Comatulidae
Product: adenylate cyclase type 9-like
Exons: 2
Coding region: 376-1896 (506 amino acids)
Biological process (GO): cyclic nucleotide biosynthetic process; intracellular signal transduction; adenylate cyclase-activating G protein-coupled receptor signaling pathway
Molecular function (GO): adenylate cyclase activity
Source: RefSeq, a predicted model, not a curated record
CAGAGGGGGUGACAGCAGAAAUAUAAAGGUGCAAUCGUAAGGCUGCAUUGAGCAAGCCGGUGUGCUUGUCAGAGCUAAGGUCUGUACACAUAGAACUGGAUACACGGCACCAGACACCUGACAAAGUAGGCGAUCGAUGUAACUGUUUUCUGACCGCCGAAACCAGUUGUAGCCCAUCCCAGGCGUGAUCCUUCUCGACAGUUUUAAUAAAGUUGGCUUAGCUUCCAGACCUCAGAGGAGGAUGAAUCAUUCGAUGCCUGGCCAAUGACGAGCUGGUUUCUGAUUAUUUAGUUCUACAACGUUCACCGUCACCCAACUACGGAUUAUGGUCCAGCUUUUAUUUUGCUAUAGUUAGUGGUCCUAAGGAAAACCAACAUGGCUUCUGAAAAAGAUAUGAAAGUGUCUUAUCAGUCACAAAAGAACACUAAUAUUACGGAGGACUCGAUUGAAGUUGAAGUGAUCCAGGACAAGAAGAGAGAAUCGCAGCCAUCAAUUAGUGAGGGGAUGUCAUCCGAAGGAAAAUCAUCAAUGUUCCGGUGCCCUAAGCUAUUUGAGCGUGCAUCUCAGCGAUGGCUUAACCCAACAUUUGACUCAAAAGAAAUUGAGGAACAAUAUCAGCGACUAUUGAUUCCUGAGCUGAAGAAUCGCUUCCGGUAUGCGCUGCAAUACACGAUUUUGAUGUCAUUUAUUUGGGUGGUUUACAAUGGUUCGAUACAGCAGAGCGAUUGGGUGGUGUUACUAACCUCGAGUUUGGUAGUCUGUGUUAUAGCAAUAGGUUUUUUGUUGUAUUCAAGGUCUGAACAUUACAAAUCGCAUGUUAUAUUAUCAUCCGUGAUCAUGUCGCUAUUAUUGUGCACUUUGACACUUGUCUCAAUUAUUGUGUGUAAACCUGAUUCGUUCAUCACAAGAAGUAUAUCGACUUUCGCAAUGUGCUUAGAAAUCAUUCUCAUGAUGUAUACUGUGCUACCUAUGCCGUUAUACAUAUGCGCACCUGUCGGAUUUAUAUUCUCAUUUGUCUACGAGUUCUUUUUCUUCUAUUACUCUUACAAAUUUGAUGGCAAUUACACGCAAACUAAAUUUGUAAAGGAACUCUUCGCCAAGCUCUUUCUACAUCUAUGUAUUCAUUUAAUUGGCUUCCAUAUCUUCUUCAUGACCCAAGUUCGUAGUCACAGCACAUUCUGGAAAAUCGCACAAGCCACGCUAACUCGGCACGAACUUGAGGUCGAGAAACAGAACACAGAAAAAAUGAUCCACUCUGUAAUGCCAAAAUAUCUGGCUGGUGAAAUUAUGGGGGAAGAGGAAAUAAGAAAGAAGCAUACAGCUUUUAGCGAAUUUUUUAUGAUGCGUAUGGAGCCAGUUAGUAUUCUUUUCGCUGAUAUUGUAGGUUUCACACGAAUGAGCGGAAAGAAGACGGCGGAUGUUCUUGUUGAUUUACUUAAUGAUCUAUUCGGACGCUUUGAUAAGUUAUGUGAAGUUCACGGUUGUGAGAAGAUAUGUACGCUAGGCGAUUGCUACUACUGUGUGUCGGGUUGUCCUGAACGCCGGGAAGAUCACGCAAAGUGCUGUGUUGAGAUGGGCCUAGCAAUGAUAGAUGCUAUUAAGGACUUUUGUAGAGAUCGUAACGAAGAUGUUGAUAUGCGUGUUGGUAUCCACACUGGGAUGGUUCUUUGUGGUAUCAUCGGCAAGAAACGUUUCAAAUUUGAUGUGUGGUCGGAUUCAGUGUCUACAGCCAAUCAGAUGGAAGGGGCCGGUAAGAAGGGAAUGGUACAUAUAUCCGCUAAAACGGCAGAGUACCUCAAGGACUUGAGUCAGUACGAGUUGACCGAUGGAGAUGGUGACACACGAAACAAAGGAAUCUUAGGUAGGAACUCAUAUUUUCUAUACUAUGUCUUAUGAUUUUUGCUUAUAACAAGCUGCGCUACGAUACGCAAAGUCUAAAAUCGUCUGGUGCACAGGAGUUUGGGUAAGAUGUGAAAGGUAUUAUGGAACAUUCCAUGUGCAAAUAGUCAUUUUGAAGCGUACGAUAUCGUAGAAUUUUGAACAUAUUGUAGUUGUAAUUGUUAUAGUACAGUUUAUCGUAAGCAAAAUCGCGAGACCAGCAUUUCUCUACUGCACUGUGAACUUGCACUUGUAGUGACUAUUAUUUCCUCUCAAGUUUUCUGAUCCAAAUGUGGGUAAGUAACAAUUUUUGAGAACAAAUCCGCACUCUGGAAUAUAAGUUGAUGAAUAUUUGAAAGUUAAUGAUGCCUGAAUAGUGCCUCACGUAGAUACUGCUUAUCGUACCAAUCUGAUAUCUACUGUACAAUAAGCCUCAUCCAACCAUUUUACAUGAUGAAUAAAAACCAUUUUACAGAAACCAUGCAUUUAUUGUUUAACACGUUUGAUGCAAAGGACACGAGUUUACGUUAGACAGGGUUAACUCAAGGAGCCAAGGACGUGAGUUUUUGUCCACACCUGUCCAAUUGUAUUGCACGUAAACAUGUUAGCUGGCAGUGGUCGCAAGAACACAAACUCAAGCCCUGGAGGUUCAGGGAAGGACCCAUAAGUAAUGAUGUAAAAAUAACUAAUGUUUAUUCGUGUGUCACUACAGUUGAUGGAAAUUAUUUUCAUUAUGGUGGUGCCCUUUUUGCCUUUGCAUUUGGGAUGGAACUAGGAAAAGGCUUGGUAGUCUACGUGUUAAAACAAGUUAAUGCCAUUAAAAAUUUUUUUCUGAGUUAAUCCUUGAGAAGAGAAUUAGGUAUGAGAUUGAAGGAUAGCACAGGUCAUGAAAUAUAUCGAACCAUUCAGCACUUUGCCGCAGAGGCUGUAGUUCUUCUUCUCCACUUUGAGGUCGGAGGUUCAAUCUCUCCUUGUCUAUUUCGCUUGUGUCCUUCGGUAAAAACCUUUACCUAUGGUUGUCUUCUCCCACCCAGGAGUAAAAGUAGGUACCUGGUAGGUUCAAACACAAAAAUGCGCUGAUUACAGCUGCAACAUUAUGGAAUUCUUUGAAGGGACAAGAAUACGUGUUCCAUAUGUGCUUGAUCCGAUGACCGGGAAUAAUAAUGUUAAGUGCAUAGCGGUCUCCACAAUGCGUUAUAUACAGUACUGUAAGUCAACAAUUAUUUUGAUAUUUUCUGAUUAUCAAGCAUUAUUUUGGGAUUAAUCCACCUGUCAAAAAUUUCAAAAAUAAAAUUAAACUUCAGGAGUACAGUUGCAAUACACCCACUAUAGGGACCUUCUUUUAUUUUCCAAAAACCACUAGCAACCUAGUAGUACUUGUACUGUAUUCGAUUCACACCCCAAAAAACGAUGCAAAAAUUUCUGCAUUUUUGAACUCUUUGUCUACAGAAAAAGAUUUGGACUGGCUGAGAAUAUUUUACAUUCUACAUCAUUCAGUUCCAGACACCACCUUUUAAUCCGUAUUCAUGUAUUGAAUAAAUUUAUUCUAUUUGAGUUUGUCCCUAACUUUCUUGCAAUCUCAAUGUUUCAAGUUUCUGUACCAUACAAGUCCAUACAAGGAUUCUUAGGAUAUUUUAAGGUGGUCCCUUCUGGGAUUUUUUAUCGCCAAGACCAAAUGUUCUGAUCAAUGGCAUUCCACAGCAUAUAUGUACACUUGAAAUCUAUUUUUAGCUCGUCAGUAUAAUUCUUAUUUUGAACCAAAUUUAGGUGAGCAUUUGCUGUAUUAUUAUAACCAGUGCCAAUAAUAUUGGUAAUGUUAGUAUUUAAGUUAAGAAGACUAAAAUUAUUAUGUUCACAUUUUGAUAGUAAUAUUAAUUAUGAUGAUUUUAAUGCACCUGCAAUAAUUGCAGUCUGCAUUCUGUUCGUCUUUGUUCAUCUUUUGUCAUUAAUAUACUCAUAGUGUACCAUCCGUCUCAUCAAUUUCUUCAUUCCAACUCUCGUUUUAUAAUAUCCGGGACUAGACGGGAAAGCAAUCAUUUUCUUGGCAUGUGUGAAUGAAAUCAGUAAAGGUACUUGAACACGAAAAGACCAAAUACUAAUUUAUUCACGCAAUUUUCUAAUAGGAAAAAGUAUGAAAUUAUUUUCAAAAAGAAUGCAGCUUAGUGAUUUUUUUUUACCUAGAUUUUUUAAUUACGAUUCAGCUGAUUUAAUUAAUAAGUUAGAAAGCGUCGACCUCGAACGUAUUCAUUAAUUACAAGAAUGUAUUCCUUUGUGAGAAUGAAUUUAUUUGCGAGAUUCAUUUGCGAGAUCACGAAACAAAAUUUCUGGGGAUCAUGUGAACCUCAUUAUCAUCAUUUUAAUUUAUAUCUUGUGCAGGCUUUGAUCCAUCAGUUUAUUAGAGUUGUACCAUAUCCAGUCACUUAUGUUACAGCCACGCCCCAAUAUUACAAAAUUCUCUCCAGAAUACACGAGUGUCAGAAACCAUUUUACUCAAACAUGAAACCGUUUAAUUUUUUCAAAGGUUUUCGUAAAGCCUGUUUUAAUUAUUAAUUAUUUUGUUGGGCAUGUGAAAUUGUAUGUUUGAUUUUUUUGUGUUUGAAAAUUAACCUCCAAACAUAGUGGCCAGCAGGGCCAGUAUGGAAAAAAUGAUACUGGCCCUUCCAAAGUUAUACUGGUCCUAUUUUUUUUUUACGGUCCAAAAUAUAAUUUUUAUGAAAAAACAAACUCAAUAAAACCAGCAAGAUGACAUUAUUUUGAUAAUUUUUUUGAGCCAAUUGAAUCUGUCUUUAGCCAAAUUCAUUAGUCCGAGCAGUCAAGAAUCUCGGUCAGGGUACCAGAAAAAAUCCAUUGUAUUAGUUCACGACUGACACAAGAGUUUUUAUGGCCCAAAAUUGUGAUUUUAGACCACAUUAGAGAUUGGCAAUCAAAAUAACGUUAUUUGAUAGGCAAAUUAAUAUUUUUAGCACACCAACGAGGUACAGUAAUUUAAAAGUUCUAAAUAUAUAACACAAAUUUGAAAAAAUUACGAAGGCCUACCUGUAGGCAUAAAGUAUUCUCCUUUUACAGUAGUUUAGAACGAUAUCGGGGGAGGGGGUCAUGGAGCAAGGAAAAUAGCCUACUUUUGGGAGUUUGUGGAAUGAUAGCGUCUCCAGAAAACCUGUAUUUUAUGCAUUUUCAGCAUAAUUAUGUAUCAGGACAUAAAGUCCCAAUAAGGAUUAUUCAAAAUUGGCUUGGGUCUGCUCGUCUGGAAAUGGGCCCAAUCGUCUGUCACCCAAAUUUUUCACUGUGAUGAUCAAGGACUUGCAAUCUGGACCUAGGCCUAGUAGGCUAGGCCUAGAUGUAGCCUUGGCAGGUUAAACCGCUACUGUACUACUGCCAUCACUCUGCUCUACGUGGUGCAUUCUUAGAAUAUUACACGCAUUACUUAAAUGUAUUUUACAUAUCAGACGAGAACAAGAAAUCAUUGAUUAAAUAAUUAUUAAUGACAUUUCUACCACCAUCGCGCGCAUAGACCUCGAUCUAGGCCUUAGCAUACAGGUAGGUAGUCCUCUAUGGAUAAACAAAAGCUCAGAAGUCAUUAUGUACCCGAUGGCCAGCUGCCUUUAGGUCUACUUUGUCGCCAGUUUGCGCCCAAAUGGUACACUACCAGCAAGCCGGCUGUCGUAAAUAUGGUACCUUCAUGUAAUCGUCAUACAUGAGGUGAUUCACCUUCAUGUAGUCGUCAUACAGCCACUGCCCUGCAUCCACCACGUUAAAAUAACAAAUUGCAAAGCACGCAAUGACGUUUGCAGAGCUAGACUACCAAUACGACAACACAGAUAAACUUUGCAUGGUUAUGGAAUGGCAAAAAAUAGAGCUUCAACGAAAAAAAAAACUAUGUAUUUAGCAAGUAUUUGAAACUUUUAAAUGAUUUUAAGCCAUUGCCAAAAUGGCUAAAAGCAGUUGGUUAUUUUUUCACGAAUCCAAAAUAGUUUUUACCUAUGACGGACUAUCGGUUAGCGUGAGCCCAGUAAGGGUCUCCAGACGGGCGAUACCCAAGAUAUUUAUUAUCGCUCGCCACCAAAAAGGUGACUGCUAAUUUUCAGCCCUGGUGUAAAGUAAUGCAUCCUGAAGUACUGUACUGUAAAUUAUAAUUACUUAUUAAUUAUUACUCAUGUGAAUUAUUAUUAUCAUUAUUGCAUUAAUUUUGCAUUUUAUAGGCACAAAACAUGUAGGCUUAAAAGUUUAAAAUGUGCAUUACACAGUAUACGAGGUUCUCUCUGAUGGUAAAAUCUAAAACCAUCGAACAUUCAGUUAAACAAAUGAAUACCAAACAUAUCUGUUGCAGUACAUUAUUUCCCCAAAAUAAUACUAUUUUUGUGAAACAUAUUGUAAAUUAAAAAUUCAUUCAUGUUAAUGCUGUCAACAUUUUUAAUCUCAAUUUCACCAGAUAGUCUCAUUAUAUAUAUUGUACUUGCUCUAUAUACUGUAUAUAUUGUAUCGAUUUGUUUUAUGUAGAUUUUCUUUCUUUGAUAUACAGCAUGUCCUUUUUCACCUGAGUAUGCGAUGCAAAACACAUCUCAAAUGUAAUGAAAGUUUAUUUUGACAAUAAAAAGUAUAUCGUAUCUUAUCGUACAAUGUAUUUAACUCAUAAUCAUCACGCUGAUGUUGAGUGGUUAUAACUAAUGCACUAUUCUCAUGAACGGCCUGUUGUCAGAUUAUUUUUAUUUAUAGUUUCAAUGAAACCAAGGGGUCGGUGAACUCGUAUGACCCUGGAAGUAACAGUUUUGUAGUUCACUUCAUUAAGCAUGUAUUCAUUAGUGCUUUGAUUCAAUAUGGGCUUUAAUAUGUAUAGUACAGUGUACUCACAAAUUUAUCUUUGUUCGAGAGCACUAACAUUGGUGCCUACUAGAUGGGAUAUGGAUUGUUCUGAAACUAAUCAAUAAAAAUUAAAUCCAUCACUUAAUUACAUUUGAUCUGUAAUAACAUUAUGGUUACUUUAAUACCUUCGUUUGGUUUAACCUUUUUUCGUUCUCCUCAUUUUGGCACAUGGGGCUAUGGUAUAAUCUGUGUAUCAUGUCCCAUCAUAUUGGGGCUAUGGUAGAAUCUGUGUAUCAUGUCCCAUCAUAUUGGGGCUAUGGUAUAAUCGGUGUAUCAUAUCCCAUCAUAUAAUAUUAUGCCAAAUAAAUAAAAAAUGCUAGUUUCUAGUCUCCCCGCGCACAUUCAUUUUCUCUGCCUCACCAAAUUUUAUUUUUUGAUUUUUUUUUUCUGGUCACCGCGCAUCAGUAAAAUUCCUCUCUUGAUCGUCCAUGGUUGAGGAUACAUAUGCUAUGAAUCAUGUCUACGGCUUCUUUUAUUUGCUUUCAAAUCUACUUGAUAAAAGUGAGAAGGUCGUAGCUGUUUCCCAUUGACAAUCUUAAAUUUGCCAUCUCAGAGAGUUUAAAAAAAAAAAAAGAAGUGCCUUUAUUCUUUUUUUUUUUUUAUAAAAUAAUAGAAUGUUAAAAUUUGAAUCCUAAAUAAUAUUGUUGAAUAUUAUAAUAAUGAAUUUCUGUUGAUUUAUUCAUUUCUGUGUGCUUAAAUUUUUACUAUUUAUGUUUUCAAUUAAGGGUGUUUGAAAUAGUAGGAUUAAAUGUGGGAGAAUAACCCAUAAAUCGCAGCGUCGUUGUGCUGAAUUGCAUGGGUAUGGUCUGACUACUGUCGCAGAUGUAGAGAGGCGCUUAGUUCACAUAAUUCCACCACAGGAGCUGAAAUGAACUGUAGCAUCGUGGUAACCCCCUACUCUUCAAUAGGUUCACACAUCACAUGUACUGUAUACAAUACACUAGACCUCCCAUUCUUUUAAGUCCUUUUUCCAAGAAGACUUGGUUCUACCACCUGAACCCUCGACAAGGAGAGCGGCUUGAACCAGUGCUGAUGUUAAGGCUAUAGUUAUCAGUGCCCCUGCCUUACCGAAUGUUCACUCGACUAAGCUAGAGCUGUUAAAAAUAUGAGUAUGCGUGCACAACAAAUUGACAAGAAUUUAACCUAUGAUUGAGAGUUGAGUACUAAAUUCAAAGCAGUACUUAAUUCUUAAGUGGCCUCUUCAGUUUACUACCAACACCAGUUGUAUUUCACCUGAGAUGGCCUCUUCCCUUUUUGCUGGUAUUAUUAUCUUUCGUUAUCAACCUCGUACUAUCAACUUGGUACUUGAUGAAAAAAGAUUAUUAUAAGAUAUGUCUCCUGUAAUCCGAUGUAUAAUUAAGACUUUAAUAGUGAAAAUUAUGUCGGUCUGAUACAGUCAAGGUUUUUUGCUCCUGGCCUUGGAUGUGAAGAGGAAAAGAUUUACAAUUCUGGCAAACAUUGACUUAAAACAUUUUAAUCACUCGUAAUAAAAUGAUAAAUAAGUUAACUUUCAAAAAGACAUGGACCAAAUUAUUUCAGUUUUCAGUUUUUUGUUUUUUUUUCUAACUGAAAUUACUCCAAACAAUUAAAGAUGGUUUUAUUCGUGCGAAUCGAAAAUGUUAGCCUAUACGAACAAGAUUCUCAAAUGCGCAGGCAUACAGGUACAAAUUUGCGAUUCGCGGGAAUAAAUUCGCCUGGUGGAAAACUGGCUUAAUGCCUGAAAAUCACUUUUAGGUAUUAAGGGUUACCUAACUAAAAUAUUUAUGCCAUGAAAUGUUUGCACAUAGGGCUGAUACAUAGCUUGAGCCACAUUACAGCCUGUCCACAAUGCAAAUUUUACAGACUUUCAUUACAAAAAAAACACAUUGAAUUUAUGUUCCUAUCUAUGGCAAAGAAUAAUUGAGCUAAAGUUG